Molecule: messenger RNA, 3514 nt
Organism: Polyodon spathula (Mississippi paddlefish)
Lineage: Eukaryota; Metazoa; Chordata; Actinopteri; Acipenseriformes; Polyodontidae
Product: tubulin beta chain-like
Exons: 11
Coding region: 314-1588 (424 amino acids)
Biological process (GO): microtubule cytoskeleton organization; mitotic cell cycle
Cellular component (GO): cytoplasm; microtubule
Molecular function (GO): GTP binding; structural constituent of cytoskeleton
Source: RefSeq, a predicted model, not a curated record
GUCUUGUUGUGUUAUUCCGUGUAAUCAGUAUUUGGAUUUCCCUAUUUGGUGGUUUUUGGUGGUGGUGGGUGGAAAUGGAACACUGCACUUCUAUAAACGUUUUGGGAGAAAUUAGACUCGUUGCACGGGUUCAAGUGUACACAGAGGAACAGUUUGGUUUAUUUAACUCUCUCUGUCUUGAUGUCCACCCUUCGAAACGGAAACUGAAACAAACUAACUUCCUACCAACCAAUCCCGCGUCGGCUGUAACCUGGAUGGUCGCCGAAACUGCAGCGAAACAGAUUUAAAAGAAGGAAAACUACUUUUUCAAAAGAUGUCUGCGGUCUGGCUGCAUGUUGGUCAGUGUGGUAACCAGAUCGGACAGGAAUGGUGGAGAAUUAUUACUGAGGGAGCUGGCCACAGCAUUGAAGCAGACAGGUACCCAUUUCUCAGCAGAGACGGGAAGCUAGGUGCAAUCUGUGUUGACAGUGAGCCCAAGGUGCUACGGAAGGCACAGAAACUAGUGAAACAUGGGUCCUUCAGGGAGUCCAAUCUCAUAGUGGGACAAGAAGGACGGGGCAGUAACUGGGCCUAUGGGUACUACGGCCCCCCCAGUGAGGGGGAGAGAGGGUUGCUACAGAGGACCAUGGAGAGUUUUCGGAAGGAGACAGAGAGGAAGGACUGCUAUUCAGGGACGGUGCUGUUCCACAGUUUGAGUGGGGGGACAGGAGCCGGGCUGGGCGCUCGUCUGUGUGAAGAGAUCAGGGAGGCGUAUCCUCUAGGUCACAUCCUCUCUGUUUCUGUUGCCCCGCACCAGGCAGGGGAGAGCCCACUACAGCACUACAACAAUCUGCUCUGCCUCGCAGCUCUGCAAAGGUCCACUGAUGGAGUUCUGCUGUUCCACAACGAUGAGGCUCUGAGCCGAGUGCUGUCGCUGCAGAGCCGCAUCCCCUCCUCGCUCUCCGGCCCCCAGGCACAGGUCUCCCUGUCCAGCAUGAACUCACACAUAGCCUCCUGUCUGGCUGGCCUGUUGCACCCAGUCCACAACCUCACAACUCCCAGCGGGAUUAGUCUGGGUCUGGAGCCCUGGGAGCUGCUGAGGUCAGUGAGUCCCGUCCCGGCUACUAAGUUCCUGCACACCACCCAGGCACACACCAGAAGCACCGUUCUUUGGGACAGCUUGGCAGCUUCCACCCUCCAGAUGCUACCACGCCACUCUCCAUCUGGCAAACCACACUACAGUUCAGCAGUGCUUGCUGUUGCUCGGGGUGGCCAGAGCAAAUCUUUUCUGUCCUCUCUAGACCCCGUCCUGCGGAGACUGAGGCAUGGUCACCACUGCGCUGCCUGGAACCCCUUCCCCAUCGACUACUGGACAGACCCGCAGGAUGUGGUGAGUCCCAGCCCCUCCUCUUGCUCGCUCACCGUGUGCUCCAACCAUAGCAGUGUGACAGACCUGCUGCAGAGAGUUGGCGAGCGCGCACAUGACAUGUUCCAGGCACGCGCCUACUUGCACUGGUACCACCGCUAUGGCUGUGAGGACCAGGACUUCCUGCAGGCCUUCGACGCGCUGCGGACUGUCACAGAAGAGUACCGUGCAGGGGAGGAGUGAGGAGGACAGCCAAGCAGGCAGGCAGGCAUGAGACAGACAUGGAGGGGCGAGACACAGACAAACACACACAGACACGGAGGAGUGAGACAGACAGACACAGAGGAGUGAGACAGACACAGUCAUGGAGGAGUGAGACAGACAGACAUGGAGGAGUGAGACAGUAUUACAUAUUGUUACCUACUUCAUAUGUUCUUAAUAAUUUCAAAGCAUGAAUGGCAAAAAAAAAAAUCUGUAAAAAUUAUUAAAUGAAUAACUGGAUAUGUCAUUUAACAUGGUAUCUUGAGUGUCAUGCCAUGCCAAAUCAGCAUAUGGUUCAGGGGACACCAUCUAAGAAUGUGAAAAAAUCAUCUGGGCCUGUCUAUUAGACCUAAUACCCCAAUCACAUACUGUAUGUUGCCCUGAUAAUUAGAUAUUUGCGAACUGUAUUACUUUCACGGAACCCAUGCAAAUGUAUAUGCUGAAAAGGGAAGCAUAAGCAGGGGGACCAACUGUCUAAGGUAUUUCAGUCUCCAGCAGUACAAGGGACACAUGUAAUCUAGGAGACUGAAUGAUGAAAUGUGUGGAACUUGCAUGGACAAGCCAUGUGCAACACCAUGUGAUUUGUCAUGCCUGUUUGCCCAACAAGUGUCAUUGGUAUAGAGAUAUGAAAUGAUUGUUUAAAGGUGUUGUGCAAUUUUUUAAAUAAAUUAUGUAUAUAUUGUUUAUUAACAUUGUGAGUCUUUCCCUGAGUCACUGUGAUCGGCACUACAGUUUUUAAACUUGUAGUCUAAAGUCUGGUUCGAACUUACACUCCAGUCUUGCGACUAUUGGGAGACGGGUGAGACAUGUCUAGCUACACUCUUUAAAAGGAUGUUUCAUGCGACAAGAGAAACUAGGAUAGUGUGUAAUCCGAUAAAUUGUUGAUUUUAAAUAAAUAUUUUAGCCUUUCGGGUACUGUGCGAUUUAUUACCCGAUUAUGGUGUGUGCGCUGGUUACAUUGUCAGUCAGUGCUUUAUUGUCUGGGGGUUCGUGAAUAUUAAUUGAUAUCUCAUGCACAAUCCUUUGUGUUGUUGUAGUACUGUUUCAUUUACUGCAUUGAUAUCAUUAUGGACACAAGCAGUUAUAAUGUUAUUGCUCCUUCACUGUAUUGGCUAUUGGCUAUUGGCUAUUAUAAAGUUUUAAAGUGCUGCAGCCGCUUGCCUCCUGUUCAUUUCAUGGGACUAGCCAGCAGGUAAGGAAGAGGUUUGAUUAUCCAUUGGGAAGAUGGUGUUGGAAUUGGGUUGCUAAGUGAGACAUAACAAUUGUAUUUUUUGUUUAGCCUUCCAAUGAGUUAAUUGUCUCUUCAUAAAGUAUUUAAUGUUGUUAAUAAUGUUCUUUGACCUUUUGAAGAUACAGUAAAUUAUUCUUAUUGUUGUUAUUAAGACACUAGGGGAAUACAGUAAAUGUGGGGUUUCAAAAUCUGAUAGAUAGGACUUAAAGAUUGUAGUACAUGCUUUGAACAUAUGGCCUUUAGUAUCCUAAUCUAACCAGCCAUAAUUUCAAUGUGAACAGUUUUACAUUGCCUAAUUUGAGUGUUGUGAGAAAUUCCACACUUCCAGGUUGUACAUCGUGUUUUAAAACUGGAAAAAAAAAUAAUAAUAUGAGGAUCAAAGUCUGAGUAGUCUGGUGGUGUUCUAGUAUUGCAGAUCUGUGCAGUUCUGCUCAGCUGAUUGUGCAUCAAGGCGAUAAGGCGGAGGCAGCUGUCUGCACAGAUCCUGCAGCCUUCAAGUAGCUGUGUGACCCGAGCUGCGGCUGCAGACCACUGAGGUGAUGCAUGCAUCUCAGGGAUAUUUAGCAGUUGUAUCAAAUACUGACACCUUGUUGGAGGAGAAUGAAACUUGGGUUAACGGUUUCCUUCAUUGCUAACUUUUCUUUGUAUCACAUUAGUAAUAAACAUGCAGAAUAUUU